Messenger RNA from Paecilomyces variotii, 1506 nucleotides. RefSeq lists its product as hypothetical. NCBI's taxonomy places the organism in Eukaryota, Fungi, Ascomycota, Eurotiomycetes, Eurotiales, Thermoascaceae. The record is from RefSeq and is a predicted model, not a curated record. The coding region runs from base 1 to 1506 and encodes 501 amino acids. The transcript is spliced from 4 exons.
AUGGGUAUCUUCAAACGGAAAGAUUCCAAAAACUCCAUCUAUGGCUCGGACAAGGAUGAGCAGGAAUCCGUGGUGAGCCCACGAAACUCAAGUGCAUCGCUCAAGUCGCCUUCUUUCGUCAAGCCCAGCGCUGUUCUCCCCGCGUCCAUUCCGGAGGUGCCAAUUGCCAAGCCCCCAGAUCCAACUCUCGACCCGGGGGCAUAUCUUCGAAGCAUCCAUGCCGUGCGUGACCGGUCUCGGAUCGUUCUGCAGAGAGCAAAGCGGAACCUAUUAAACCACUUCGAUGUUGAUAUGACCAAGUUCGAAGAGACCGCAUCGUAUGUUGUCUCCAUUAUCAAGAGGGACCAUGCUCCAGACUACCAGUCGAUCCCUCCCCACGGUCGCUGGCAGCACUUUGACGUGGGUGGGAGACCUCGUAUCAACCAACUGCUCCAGUCAUGGCCCAGUACUAUUGAUGCCCAGGAGCGCACCAGGCGUCUGAUAGAUUUGUUCUUGGUUUCUGUUCUUUUGGAUGCUGGUGCUGGGACCAGAUGGUCCUACAGAUCUAAGGAGUCCGGCAAAGUCUACUCACGAAGCGAGGGACUCGCCGUGGCAAGCUUGGAGAUGUUCAAAAGUGGAAUGUUCAGCAGUGAUCCAACGGAACCGUGUCAGGUUGACGGUGCUGGUCUGAAAAAGGUGACUGUGGAUAUGCUCGCCAAGGGUAUGCAACAUUCAGAGGAGAACCCUCUGGCUGGGCUGGAAGGUCGCGCGGGACUUUUAGCAAGCCUCUCAGACGCCCUGAACAACCAAGAACUCUUUGGUGUUGACGCCCGACCAGGAAACAUGCUCGACUACCUGCUCUCCCACCCCUCUACACUCGCUUCAUCUGUUCCUAUUGUUCCUCUGCCCAUACUCUGGUCUGUACUAAUGGAUGGUCUCGCAUCAAUUUGGCCAGCCUCCAGGACGCAAAUCGAUGGGGUGUCUGUUGGAGACGCCUGGCCAUGCUCGGAUCUUCCACAAUCCCCUCCCGCGCAGCCUUGGGAGAGCAUCGUUCCUUUCCACAAACUUACCCAAUGGCUCUGUUACUCCAUCAUGGUUCCGAUGUCGAAGUUAAUGAAUAUCCAUUUUGCCGGAAGCGAACUAUUAACCGGUCUGCCCGAAUAUCGAAAUGGUGGUCUCCUCGUUGACAUGGGUCUGUUGACAUUGAAGGAGCGAGACAUGCAGCGCGGGAUAGAAGCCUACAAAGAAAAUGCGCAGAUAAAGGGUCAACCAAACAUGGAGGUUGUGCCCCUUUUCCGAGCCGAUGACGAUGUCAUCGUUGAGUGGAGAGCUGUGACCGUGGGAUUUUUGGAUGAGCUUCUUGAUGAGGUCAAUCAGCAGCUGGGCCUUAGGGGUGACGAGAAGCUUUCUCUCGCCCAAAUGCUGGAGGCUGGAACUUGGAAGGGUGGCCGCGAGAUUGCAGAAGUCUCAAGACCAAACACCAAGGAGCCUCCGAUCAUGAUCAUCUCCGACGGCACUGUCUUUUAA